This is a messenger RNA of Zalophus californianus (California sea lion), 942 nucleotides long. Its product is annotated as olfactory receptor-like protein OLF3. Lineage: Eukaryota; Metazoa; Chordata; Mammalia; Carnivora; Otariidae. Gene Ontology annotation, biological process: G protein-coupled receptor signaling pathway. Gene Ontology annotation, molecular function: olfactory receptor activity; G protein-coupled receptor activity. Bases 1 to 942 code for a protein of 313 amino acids. Gene Ontology annotation, cellular component: membrane. The transcript has a single exon. The record is from RefSeq and is a predicted model, not a curated record.
AUGAGGAGGGACAACCUGACCUGGGAAAGUGAGUUUGUCCUCCUGGGGCUCUCCAGUGACAGGCAGACCCAGGCCGGACCCUUUGUCCUGUUUGGGGCCGCCUAUCUGCUGACCCUGCUGGGCAACGGGCUCAUCAUCCUCCUGAUCGGACGGGACGCACGACUGCACCUGCCCAUGUACUUCUUCCUCUGCAGCCUCUCGGUGGUGGACAUUUGCUACACCUCUAGCGGGGUGCCCCAGAUGCUGGUGCACUUCCUGCUGGAGAAGAAGACCAUCUCCUUCAUCCGAUGUGGGACCCAGCUGUUCUUCUCGCUGGCCCUGGGGGGUACUGAGUUCCUGCUCCUGGCCGCCAUGGCCUAUGACCGCUACGUGGCUGUCCGUGACCCCUUGCGCUACGUGGUGAUGAGGAGCCCAAGGUGCUGUGCUGGGCUGGCAGCUGUCUCUUGGCUUGUAGGCCUGGCAAAUUCUGUGGUGGAGACGAUGGUCACCAUGCGCCUGCCAACCUGUGGACACCGCGUGCUGAACCACGUGGCCUGUGAGACGCGGGCAUUCGUCCGCUUGGCCUGCGUUGACAUCACCCUCAACCAGGUGGUCAUACUGGCCUCCAGUGUGGUGGUGCUGCUGGUGCCCUGCUGCCUGGUCUCACUGUCCUAUGCCUACAUUGUGGCAGCCAUUCUGCAGAUCCACUCCAUGGGGGGACGCCGCAAAGCCUUCGGGACCUGUGCCUCCCACCUCACUGUGGUCUCCAUGUCUUACGGGAUGGCCCUGGUUACCUACAUGCAGCCUCGCUCCCCUGCUUCGGCCGAGCAGGACAAGGUGGUGGUGCUAUUUUAUGCUGUGGUGACCCCCAUGCUGAAUCCACUCAUCUAUAGUCUGCGGAACAAGGAGAUGAAGGCCGCUCUGGGUCGAGUUCUGAUGAGCAGUUCUGAAUCAAACCUUUAG